GAAUAUUUGUUUCUACUCCCACUGUCGACAUAAAGUCACGAUGAGUUCCCCGCAUAUGCUCCCAUUUGGGGCAGCCAUGCCGCUCCAUGAUAAACACGCUGUGAGUGUUUCGAUGCCAACAUGGGACUCGAUAUGGAUAUGGAGAGAGCGUCAGUCAUGGGCCAUGGAUGUGCUGCAAUCUUGCUACCCAAGGUUCUAUCUGCACCAGACGGUGCAGAAUCUGACCGACGCUGUAUCUGCGAGACUUUCCCUAUCUGAUCAAACGACAUGUUUGAUAUUCCCUUCCAGUGAUGCCUCUCGAAGACUUAUAGCAACGUUAGCAGCUAAAUACCCAGACCAGUCCUUCUGCUCGGUGCAGUUCUCUUUGCCUGAAUCAAAGGAUAUCGAGGCCCAGUGGCUCGCCUUUUCAGUUGCUAUUCUGCCCCAAAGCUGCUUGUCGUCUGCUAUGGACUUCUGGGCCAUCUUUGGUGAUGGCAUAUCGAGCCGCCAUGCCGAAUGUUCCCUUGUCGCACUCCCAUCGAUGACUUCCCACUCCAACAACACUCGUUUUGAAACAUCGCCAUUUUUGAAGUUUAUUUCCCAAAGAAUACCUCCAGGCAUAGUCGAGAAGAGAUCGAUAAAACAGCUCAUUUCUCACUUUGUCACUUCUGAGAAACCAGACCAUCGCCCAGUCACGACCAAUGAUGUCUUCCUAUAUCCCAAAGGAAUGUGUGCUAUCGCAGCUGUUAUCAGGGCAUUGAUCCCGACAGACAGCACAAACUCCGAAGCAGUACUUUAUGGAUGGCCAUACGCUGAAACCCUCCAUUGCGUUGAAGCAAGCGGGUAUAAUCGGUACACUUGGCUGAGCCAAAGCAAUGAAGAGGAACUGAACAACCUUGAGGCUUCAUUGCAAGCAGGAAAUAAAAUCCGAGUUCUAUUCUGCGAACUGCCUUCCAAUCCGCAGUUGAAAUCUCCCAAUCUCCCUCGUAUCCACGCUUUGGCCAGGCGAUAUGGGUUUAUCAUCGCUUGUGAUGAGACGAUUGCCUCUUUUGUCAAUGUCGAUGUGCUCCCAUAUGCCGAUGUGGUCAUAACCAGUUUGACCAAGAUAUUCAGUGGAGUCUGCAACGUGAUGGGUGGAAGUGUCGUCGUCAACCCGAAUUCCCCUCACUAUCACGAGAUCCAUUCGGCAGUUACUUCCAUCUAUGAAGAUCUCCUCUUCCCUCUCGACGCUAUUGUCCUAGCCAAUAAUGCUACGAACUUUGAACAACGAGUCCAUCAGUCCAAUAGCAAUGCCCUCACCAUGGCCACUCUUCUCGAGGCCCACCCAUUGGUCGAUAAAGUGUACUAUCCCAGCAUGGUCCCAUCGAGGGUAUUCUAUGACCAAGUCAAACGAAGGAAUGGCGGCUACGGGUGUAUGUUUAGUAUCAUAUUCCACGACCCAGACGAUGCGAUUGUCUUUUACGAUACACUCGAUGUAUCCAAGGGUCCUAGCUUGGGAACAGAUUUUACCCUGGCAAUUCCAUAUACUCAACUGGCACACUUGGAUGAGCUGGACUGGGCGGAGAAAAAUGGAUUGGAGAAGCAUAUCGUCCGGAUCAGUGCGGGGGUAGAGAAAGAGAAAGAGCUAGUUGACAGAGUGCAAAGUGCGCUCAGAGAGGUGGAAGGAAAGAGAAAGACAUUCUGUCGAGGGUAACUGUCGUACAGGGAUGUACUUUACAGUUCUGAUACUGAUUCAUCUACAUCAACUAUAUCAUUUCUCUGGGAAUUGGUUCCGCUAUGAAUAAAGAACACAUUUCUCGAUGUAUUGGAAAUGAAACUGCCUUGGCAUUUUCAAAGGUGGUCAACAAUCUUGUUUCUGGCCUAAAAGUUAUCUAGAAUCAGGAGCAUUUCUAGUCCACUCAAUUGGCCGUCCUGGCUGCACCCAG
Molecule: messenger RNA, 1904 nt
Organism: Aspergillus wentii DTO 134E9
Lineage: Eukaryota; Fungi; Ascomycota; Eurotiomycetes; Eurotiales; Aspergillaceae
Exons: 5
Coding region: 77-1672 (531 amino acids)
Biological process (GO): transsulfuration
Molecular function (GO): pyridoxal phosphate binding; cystathionine gamma-synthase activity
Source: RefSeq, a predicted model, not a curated record